CAGCGGUCACACUAGAGGAGGCAAGCAGCCUCACAGCACAUUCUGACCCUCACACACAGGCUUGGAGAGAGAGACCGAAUCAGCACCUCACACACAUUGACAGAAACUGCUUGCUCCAGAGCGAGGCCCUCUUUACUCAACCAGCAUCACUAUCUGUCCUCUCUCUCCGACAUGGAGCUCCACAGCCUCCGACACCACCACAGCCACCAGACCGACAACAAGCUCCAGAUGCUGAACCUCAACCAGCGCCUGGAGACCUACCUGGGCCGAGUGAGGCUGCUGGAGGAGGAGAACAAGCUACUAUGCCAGGAGCUCCAGGCCCUGAGGGUCAGUGGCCAGGGGGGGCGGAUGGGCCUGGAAGACAAGCUGAGCCUGGCCAGGCAGGAGGUGGAGGAAGCCUGGAGGGAGAAGGACCGGGUGGAGAUGGAGCUAGGGAGUAUGGAUGAGGAGCUCCAAGUCCUGGGGCUGCAGAGACGGUGGGAGGCGGACGCCCAUGUGGAGGUGAAGAAGAAGCUGGCAGACAGCAGGAAGGAGAUGGAGGAGGAGAAGAGGGCUCAGAUCUGGUUAAGAGAGAAGGUGAGCCAGCUGGAGAAAGAAAUCCAGUUCCAGAUACAAACCCACCAGGAAGAUGUUGCUGGCUUCCAGGCUACACUAAUCCAAGUCAGACCUGCCCUGCCAUCCCCUCCACCCCAAACAGGCACCCAGCUUCCCAGCCUCCAGGACCUGGGUGAGGAGUACUCCCAGAUGGCUGUCAGGGCAUGGCAUGAGGCGGCCAUGGUGUUUCAGGGCCAGGUAGACAGCCUGGACGAGUCUCUAAACCAGGCCAGAACCCGGUGGGCCCAGGUGGGCCAGGAGAAGAAUGAGAGCCAACUGAAACUUCAUGCCCUGGAGAAUGAGCUGUAUUCAGCCCAGGAUAGAAGGCAGUGUCUGGAGAGGAGUGUGGCCAAACAGAGAGACAUGCAGAGGCAAGAGAUACAAAACCUGCAGGCCCAUCUGGAGGUGUUGGAGAUGGAGAAGGGGGCACUGGGAAAUCAGAUUGACACUCUUCUGACAGAAAGUAGGGGUCUGGUGCAGCUGAAGAUGUCUCUAGGCAUGGAGGUGGCCACAUACAGAGCUUUACUGGACAAUGAAAGUCUGAUGAGGGAUUUCUCUUCAACAAAUCAGCUAAGGAGUACCUACACAUCUGAUGGAGUCCCCAGCUCUCGAGGGGUUAAGCAAAGCUUCCAGACACAGCUGGCUACCAGUCACAUGAUCAGUCCCUUCUCUACCAUCCAUAGAGCAAGCCCACGAUCCAAUGUAACCACGAUGUCCGCAUCACCAAUCUGGACUCAAAACCAGGUAACCCUGAACGAAACACCUGAGAGUUGUCGAAAGACAGAGGAAGAGCAUGUUGACUUUGACUUAGGGUCCAACCGGCAGGUUAUUUGGUCAACGCCUUACCCCAAAGUACCACAGGAUGGAAUUUCAGUCGACCACUUCAGACCCCAAGAUGUCCACGAAGAAGUCAACUAUGCUGAGCCUCUCUCACCUCCCACUGAAGAGGCAGGAGCUGAUGUUGUAUCUUGGCUUGGUUCUGACCAUAAGGAACAAUCCAUGUGGGAUUUAGAAAAGGAGGAAGAGGAUCAGAACAUAGUCAGAACCUGGGUUGCUAAAGACAAACCAGUUCUGGAACAUGCCAUGAGUCACCAGGUUGAGAUCAGCUUCAGUAUGCCAACUGUAUUCAGCAAUGAUGCUCAAGAGCUCUACAGCCCUUCAGUGAGCUAUGAGAGAGCAGGUUCAGUGACAGGGGCACAUUCUGCUUUCUCGGCGAAUGAUGAUAAUGAUGUACCUUUUGAAAUGUCUUCUGAAAAGGAGGAACCUCUACUAGAUCUGCCUUACGGUCCCAUGAAUGCAUUGGAGGAAAGAGAUCUCGAAACAGCAAGGAAAGACGCUGAAUGGGUGGGGAAAGAAGGCUUGGAGUCUGAAACUAAAUCAGUGCUAGAACCUGCAUUUGAGACCUUCACAAGCAGUCAAGCUUUUGAGUACAACAAGCCAAAAGAGUUCAACCAAGAGGACAAUAUGUCAUAUGCAUCUACUCAAGCCUCCCACGGUUCAGAAGAGGCAUUUCACCACGUUAAAAGUGUGGAGGAAGAUGUUAUUAAUCUCACAAAAGAGGAUGAUGAAAACUACAUGUCUAACAAAGAUGAGGAGCAAUUGGAAGAUGAAUUGCGCCCCUAUGGGUAUGGUAAGGAUGAUUGUGAAAGAUUGGCAGGGUUCAAUAACGAAAAUUGUGUGACAGAAAGAAUCGAUAAGUUCAACCGAGAGGCGAUUAUCUCAUAUGAAUCUGCUCAAGCUUCUCACUGGUCAGAAGAGGUAUUUCACCAUGUUGAAAGACUGAAGGAAGGUGAUAUACAUUUCACAAAAGGGGAUGAUGAAAAUGAUAUGUAUAAUAAACGUGAGGAACAAUAUGCAUUGCACCCCAAUGGGGAUGUAAAUGAUGAAUGGGAUAGAGUGGGAGGAUGCAAUGAAGAGAAUGGAAUUAGAGAAAGAAUGGAUGAAGGAAUGGAUCAAGAAGGAAAGGAUCAUAUGAAAGAGGAAGAGAUGUGGAAUAACAGAGAAACCCAACCAAAUCAGUCUGAUCAAGAGCAUAUACCUUCAAAUGUAGAGAAACUGAAUCAAUUUGAGCAAGAGCAUAUACCUUUAGGCACGGAGAAUAUAUCCGACAAUGACAAAGAGGAUCAUGAUGAGGCAAACUACUGUCAAAAUACUUCUGUUUCAUGGAGGGCUGAGCUAGAAGGUGACAGCUACGCUCAGGACAACACACUGGCCGACACACACCCCCUGAUCCGUUACAAGAGUGACGAGACGGAUGCCAACACUCAGGCUUCACACAUGGGCGAGAGUGACUCCAGUGAUGGUGAACAGGACAGGGAGGUUUGCCAGACAGGAUCAGGCACCUGGGGCGAAGGCAAGUCCAAACAGUUUGACACCAUGGGGGAUCUGUAUGAAGAGUCAGAAGGGGAUGUCAUAGAUCAGGAACGUAACAUGGGCUCCACUCACCAAGAGGACGUGGAUGCUAGCCAAACAAAGGAGCAUGCUACACAAGAGAACGAUGAGGAGAAUGCAGUAGAUCAGUUGAUUCAGGAGGCAGAAGAGGAACAAUCCUAUGAGGAACUUACAGAACCUGGAGAGUACUCCAUGAUGUGCUCUGAUGAGGACUAUAAUGAAGAAAGAAUUGAUAGAUUGGUGGAGCAAGAGUUAGAGAAUUUAUCUAUAUCCAGUUACAGUGAACACUUUAAUGGGCAGAUGAUUGAGAGCGAGUCAGUACUGAGUCUUCAAAUUGUGUCUCACACUGAACUUUCCCAGACACAAGACAUAUUAUACAGUGAGGAGGUAGAGCAGAUACACUCAGAGAGACUGAAUCAAUCUGAACAAGAGCAUACGACCUCAGGCGGCGAGGAACUGAAUCAAUCUGAGCAAGACCAUAUGACCUCAGGCGGCGAGGAACUGAAUCAAUCUGAGCAAGACCAUAUGACCUCAGGCGGCGAGAAACUGAAUCAAUCUGAGCAAGACCAUAUGACCUCAGGCGCCGAGAAACUGAAUCAAUCUGAGCAAGAGCAUACGACCUCAGGCGCCGAGAAACUGAAUAAAUCUGAGCAAGAGCAUAUACCCUCAGACAGAGAGAAACUGAAUCUCACCGAGCAAGAUAAUAUACCUUUAGGCGGAGAGGAACUAAAUCAAUCCGAGCCAGGGUAUAUAACUUCAGGCGGAGAGAAUUUGAAUAAAUCUGAGCAAGAGCAUAUACCUUCAAACGGAGAAAAAUUGAAUCAAUCCCAGCAAGAGCAUAUACCUUUAGGCGGAGAGAAAAUGUAUCAAUCCGUUCCAGAGUAUAUACCCCAAGGCAAAGAGAACAUGAAUCAAUCCGAGCAAGAGAAUAUAACUUCAGGCGGAGAGAAACUGAAUCUAUAUGUGCAAGAAAAUAUACCCUCAGACGGCGAGAAAAUUAAUCAAUACGAGCAAGAGAAUAUACCUUCAGACAGAGAGAAACUGAAUCAAUCUGAGCCAGAGUAUAUACCCUCAGGUGGAGAGGAACUGAAUCAAUCUGAGCCAGAGUAUAUACCCUCAGGUGGAGAGGAACUGAAUCAAUCUGAGCCAGAGUAUAUACCCUCAGGUGGAGAGGAACUGAAUCAAUCUGAGCCAGAGUAUAUACCCUCAGGUGGAGAGGAACUGAAUCAAUCUGAGCCAGAGUAUAUACCCUCAGGUGGAGAGGAACUGAAUCAAUCUGAGCCAGAGUAUAUACCCUCAGGUGGAGAGGAACUGAAUCAAUCUGAGCCAGAGUAUAUACCCUCAGGUGGAGAGGAACUGAAUCAAUCUGAGCCAGAGUAUAUACCCUCAGGUAGAGAGGAACUGAAUCAAUCUGAGCCAGAGUAUAUACCCUCAGGUGGAGAGGAACUGAAUCAAUCUGAGCCAGAGUAUAUACCCUCAGGUGGAGAAGAACUGAAUCAAUCUGAGCCAGAGUAUAUACCCUCAGGUAGAGAGGAACUGAAUCAAUCUGAGCCAGAGUAUAUACCCUCAGGUAGAGAGGAACUGAAUCAAUCUGAGCCAGAGUAUAUACCCUCAGGUAGAGAGGAACUGAAUCAAUCUGAGCCAGAGUAUAUACCUUCAGGUAGAGAGGAACUGAAUCAAUCUGAGCCAGAGUAUAUACCCUCAGGUGGAGAAGAACUGAAUCAUUCUGAGCCAGAGUAUAUACCCUCAGGUGGAGAAGAACUGAAUCAAUCUGAGCCAGAGUAUAUACCCUCAGGUAGAGAGGAACUGAAUCAAUCUGAGCCAGAGUAUAUACCCUCAGGUGGAGAGGAACUGAAUCAAUCUGAGCCAGAGUAUAUACCCUCAGGUAGAGAGGAACUGAAUCAAUCUGAGCCAGAGUAUAUACCCUCAGGUGGAGAGGAACUGAAUCAAUCUGAGCCAGAGUAUAUACCCUCAGGUAGAGAGGAACUGAAUCAAUCUGAGCCAGAGUAUAUACCCUCAGAGGUUAUGUAUUCAAUGACCUCUAGGAUUCGAAUGACACCUGAACACACAUCUCUUAGAGAAAGUUCAGCAGAAAUAUCCAAAGCAGAAUAUUUGGCUCAAGGUAAUGUCUUCAGUGAGGAACUGGGAACUGAACCUAUACCAGACAAAAUAGAAGGACAGGAUGACCAGAACCUUUCUAUGCUGACUCAUGAAGACUUUACUGAAAGCCAUUCUAUCCACAGCAGUUUAAACAGCAGGCCUGCGAGUCAAACCAACAUGAACAACUCGGAUAUAGAAGAGUCCAACAGCACAGAUGAUGAGUCUCCAAAUGCAAGCCAGUAUUUGCAACGUACCAACGAAGCAAAUCUAACUGCAGAUCAGGUAGACUUGUUAGAUGUGGAGGUCUCUCACUAUGAGGAUUGCAAUGCUCUUAUAGAACAUUCUGCAGAGGAGGUCACUAGCUAUCAGGCAAGUCAUGAAUGUCUUCAGACAGACAAAUGGGAAGUCUUAGAAAGUCAAAACAAACACCUGGAAUCUGGAGAUCCUUUUGCAGGUCACAAGAGAGACUCGGAGAGAUCAUCCAAAACUGACAGCAAAGGCCGGGACCUCCACAGCUUCCUCAGCUCUGGUGUACACAGCAACUUCUGGGGUUCCAAUCUGGAAACAGGAGCCUCCUAUCAACCGGACGAGCCAUAUGACCAUGUGACCAAGCUACCCAAUCAGAACCUAGCCUUGGCUGAUAACCUAUCCUGGGUGGAUUUGGAAUCCACAGGCGGCCAAUUGGAACAUAAAGAUGGACAGUGACACACCUUAAGCUUCCACCCUUGAAGAAGAGGACAAACAGAUGCCCUCACAGGUGAAGCAGCUGGUGUGUAGAGAUGUAGUAGAGGGUGUGAAUGUUACUUCUGAAGGUUCUGAAGAUGAGGGAGACUCCAGGUCAUCUGGGGAAGAAUAGGAACAAUUUCAGCAUGGUUUCUAUAAGGAGUAAAGUAGAAGUAAUAAGUGUUAUUGAGAGUGUAAUACUAUUUACACUUUACAGGCUUUGAAUAUGAGCAUUGAUUCACAUUGAUCCUUACAGUGAAAAGUAAAUGAAAGGAUAAUAUGUCACAGAAUGUCAUGACAAUUCAGUGUUCUCUGGAAUCCUUGGGAUGUUCCUACCCUAAACCCCAACCUUAACCCCUACCCUACCCUUACCUUAACCCUAAAUAUAACCAUAACCCUUACCUACAUCAUUUCAAAUGUCAACUUCAAUGGGGUAGGGACGUCCCAAGGAUGUGAGAUAGCAUGGACCGUCAAAUAUUUAUGCUGUUUUCAAAAGCCAAAGUUGUGCCUUGGUGCACACCCUGCUGACACUAACCACCAGUGUACUUACUCCAUUUCAAGACAUUGAGGGCCAUUUUUGUAAGUUUUACAAAUGUAUGUUUGAAUAGCCAUUUUUCUAUUCUUUGGAGAACAAAAGUAACUUAGUUAAAAACCAAAUAAAGGACAUUUGAAAGUCAAAGCAUUCUUGAUUUGAUUGCACUGAUUGAAGGAAAUCAAUUAGAGAAAAACCCAGGUAUUUCAAUGCACAAGACCUGGGAGCUUGUUUUUCUAGUGGCAACUUUUAUCUUAACAUCGUAAGCAAGUUUAUUUGAUAAGGACUCCAGUUGAUAUAUACAGUACCCUCAGAAAGUACUCAUUCCCCAUGACUUACUCCAAUGAAAAGUGUCAUUUAUGAUUAUAAUUUGAAUUACAACUCAAACACUACAAGCAGCAGUGCAGUGGUUUGAAAUCCUAGAAAAACAGCUUGCCUUCAUUUGAAUAAAUAUAACUAACAGACAAUGAAACAACAUGGUGCCAUAUUAGCUAUGCUUUGUUAACGAUUAUGGCAAAAAACACUUGUGUUGUUUAUUGGCUAGUGUUCUCUGUAGAAAUCCACACAAAAAAAUGUACAUGGAAAAAUAAAACUAAUUGACAAAUA
This is a messenger RNA of Oncorhynchus keta (chum salmon), 6946 nucleotides long. RefSeq names its product nestin. The transcript has 8 exons. Gene Ontology annotation, biological process: positive regulation of intermediate filament depolymerization. Gene Ontology annotation, cellular component: intermediate filament. NCBI's taxonomy places the organism in Eukaryota, Metazoa, Chordata, Actinopteri, Salmoniformes, Salmonidae. The coding region runs from base 172 to 5790 and encodes 1872 amino acids. The record is from RefSeq and is a predicted model, not a curated record. Gene Ontology annotation, molecular function: CCR5 chemokine receptor binding; intermediate filament binding.